Molecule: messenger RNA, 4107 nt
Organism: Poecilia latipinna (sailfin molly)
Lineage: Eukaryota; Metazoa; Chordata; Actinopteri; Cyprinodontiformes; Poeciliidae
Product: supervillin-like
Exons: 22
Coding region: 141-3236 (1031 amino acids)
Biological process (GO): actin filament severing; cytoskeleton organization; barbed-end actin filament capping
Cellular component (GO): actin cytoskeleton; cytoplasm
Molecular function (GO): phosphatidylinositol-4,5-bisphosphate binding; actin filament binding
Source: RefSeq, a predicted model, not a curated record
UUUUAUUGCUCUCCUAGUUCCUCCUGCCCUCUGUGGCUCCUGUCUACAUCUACAGACUCUGCUCCUUUCUUUGACUUUGACACCUGCCUGUCUACCUUUCCUCAUUUCUCCAGAAGUCCAAUGUUGAUCUGGAGCCCAAGAUGUCGCUGGCAGAGAGGAUGAAGAUCCUCAAAGACAAAGAGGAGCAGUGGAAGAGCAAAGGCAAAGGAGCAGCCAAUGACUCGGUUCAGUUCACGGUGGCUGGACGAAUGGCCAAGAAAGGUCUCGUGUCCAAGGACGAGCCGCCUAUCAUCACUCUGAAGAAGUCCAACGCCACGCCUGUGAAACCACAUGAAGAAAUCUCCACUAGGACUGACGUCAAAGUGGAGGGAGAUAAACGUCUCGACAAGUUGGAGUCCUUCCUUGACAAACUCCACAAUAAAGGUGUGGGCAAAGCCAAGUCGUCCACCAUCGAGGUGACGGCAGAGAUGGAGAAAGAGGUGAUGACUCUGGACGACGAUGAGACGUUUGGCAACUUCUACAAACCUGUCUCCCCGUCCACUCUCCUGGAGUCCAGCGUGAUUUUGACUGAGGAAGACCUGAGUGACAUCCAGGCUGAUACACCAAAGCUGACCUCAGCGGUAGCAGAGCACAAGCGAGCGGUGCGACCAGCCAGAAGGAAUCAGGGCUCCAGGAAUCCCCUGCGGGCUCUCGCUGCCCGUAACGACAUCCGGCAGGUUUACACCGAGCAGAGGCUUAACGUGGCGUCAGUGGAGACCAAGAGGAUUCAAGUUGAGAGGAUGGCGAAACAUUCCAACUUGGCGGACGUGGCGUUGGCCGGGCUCGCCAGCAAGGAGAACUUUCGCAAGGUCAACCUGCGCAGCGUGAAGUCCACAGAGGUCGUGACCAACAACAGCGCCGUGCCUUUUCACAAGCUCAUGCUUAUUCGCAUCAAAGGUCGGAGGCACAUCCAGGUGCGCCUGGUCGAACCGACGGCGCGCUCGCUGAACAGCGGGGACUGCUUCCUCCUCAUAACCCCGAAGCACUGCUUUAUGUGGAGCGGAGAAUUCGCCAACGUCAUUGAGAAAGCCAAGGCAUCAGAGAUGGCGUCUUUUGUUCAAGCCAAGCGGGACCUUGGCUGCAAGGCUCCCCAGGUGUCCGUGCUGGAGGAAGGCAUCAACACUGAAAGCAGAUGGGCCAAAGAGUUCUGGAGCCUGAUAGGUGGAAAGACUAAAUACAGAGGGGCAGGGGACCCAGAGGAGGACGAGCUCUAUGAGAGUGGGGUGGUGGACUCUAACGGGGUUUACAGACUCCAGGGAGACAAACUGGUGCCUCAUGAAGAUGCCUGGGCCUCCAUCCCCAGUGUGUCUCUGCUCGAUUCUAAAGAGGUUUUAGUCUUUGACUUUGGCAGUGAAGUGUACGUAUGGCACGGAAAAGAUGUGCCCUUGGGUGACAGAAAAGUAGCUGUCAAACUGGGCAAACAGCUCUACAGCGGCAGCUACGACUACAGCAGCUGCAGAGUCAACCCUCUGGAUUCCUCCUGCAAUAAUACGGACGUACCUCAGAAGGGGGAGGGGCGUCCCAGCUGGACUCUGUUCGGCCGGCUGUCAGAGCACAACGAGACGUCGCUGUUCAGGGAGAAGUUCCUGGACUGGGCCGAGCGGAAGAAAGAGGAAGCGGCUCAGGCAGAGGAAGUCAAGAGCCCGGAUCAUUCCACCCUGCGCUCCCCGCUUGACUUGGAGCUGCAGCCGUGCGACGCCAAAGCGCUGCUGGACAACGAGGCCGACCCGGUGCGGACCGUCCUGGAGGGCGUGGACGUGCAGCGAGGCUACGGCCUGGUGAAGACCGAGGACGGCAGGCAGGCGGAGCUGGCCACCGUGGCGGUGGAGGCGUGGCACAUCAAGGAGCACGGCGAGGAGGAGCUUCCCGAGGAGAGCGUGGGCCAGCUCCACGAGGGCGACGCCUACAUCAUCCGCUGGAAAUACUCCAUCACCACGCUCGUCGGGAAGCGGCAGAAACCCGGAGAACUGAGCACAGCGGCUCCCGGCAGAGAGAGGACGGCGUGUUUUUUCUGGCAAGGCCGGCACUCCAGCGCCAGCGAGAAAGGAACGUCGGCCCUGAUGACCGUGGAGCUGGGCAGCCACCGGGGGUCACAGGUGUUGGUGACUCAGGGUAAGGAGCCGCCAUGUUUCCUGCAGCUCUUCCAGGGAGGACUGGUCAUCCAUAAGGGCAGCAGAGACGAUGCUGCCAGCAGCUCAGGUGGCUGGAGGCUGUUCUGCGUGCGCGGCGAGGCCCAGGCCGAGGCCUCCCUGGUGGAGGUGGCGUGUGAGCGUGCCAGCCUGCGUUCCCGUGCCAGCCUGGUGCUGCUUAACGCUCAGAAAGCUCUCCUCUACCUGUGGCACGGAUGCAAAGCCCAUGCAGACGCCAAGCAGGUGGCCAAAAGAGCAGCAGACAAACUGAAGCAGAGGUGUCCCUCAGAGCUGGGACUGAACAGCAGCAGUAAGCUGAGGGUGGAGGAGGUGGAGGAAGGCUCUGAGCCGGCAGAGGUUUUGAAGGCUUUAGGCCCGCAGGACAAGAAGGCUUACGACUGUAUGCUGGAAGAUCCUGGAAAGUACAACUACACCCCCCGCCUGUUCCGGCUGAGCGCCAGCUCUGGGAUGUUCGGAUGGGAGGAGCAGCUGUACUCAGCCAGGGUGACGGAGGGCGUCAUGGCGAUGCCCUUCCUGCAGGAGAGCCUCUACUCCGCACAGCAGCCAGCCUUGUUUCUCCUGGACAACCGCAUGGAGGUGUAUCUGUGGCAGGGCUGGCAGCCGGACGACACCCAGAGCACCGGAUCUGCAAAGAUGCGCUGGGACAGCGAGAGGAAGUGCGCCAUGGAAACCGUGCUGCAGUACUGCAAAGAAAAGAACCCCCGGCGCCCCCCUCAGGCCUACCUGGUCCUCGCAGGCUUGGAGCCUCUCACCUUCACAAACAUCUUCCCAUACUGGGAGAAAAACACCAGCAUCACUUCUAAGACUGGAAGCUCCAAGAGCAAAGUGAUCCUGGUGAAAGAAGCUCUGUCCAAACUGAGCAAGCAGCAGUACUCCAUCGAGGAGCUGACCAGGAAGCCUCUGCCGGAGGGAGUGGACCCGCUACGGCUGGAGGACUACCUGUCAGACCAGGACUUCAAGACGCUUUUCGAGAUGAGUCGCGUCGAGUUCAACGCCCUGCCAAACUGGAAGCAGCAGAACCUGAAGAAGAGCAAGGGUUUAUUUUAAAACUGUACACACACUCUCUGUUGUUUUUUACUCUUCUUUGCAGCUUUUAUUACAUUUUUAUUCCUUGUUUUUUGUUUUAAAAAAAAUUGUCAUAUGUAAAAACUAAAAAAUUUAAAUGUACUAUUAUGUGGUUUUAAUAACUGGGCCAUUUUCUUUUGUCCCAUUUUACAUUUUAACCAACGAUUAUGUGCAAUUAAUCUUUUCCCUUCACACUAUUAUAAAUAUGUAAGAUACUGUUAAUGUUUGUUGAGGUUUACUCAGAUGUGUUAAUUAUUGUUUAUGGUUUAAAACCUUUUUUUUUUCCAUUUGAACUGAAGGAGCAGGCUCUGUCAACAGGGGACAAGACUGCUCAAAACAAACCAGAUUGGUUCAAACCAAUCUUUUUGCUUAGAUAACUAACUUUUUAACAAUCUAUUUUUUACUGUUGGACCAACUAAAACACUUGUAUUGUUUGGUACUGAAUAUUAACUCUUUAUUUGGGCUCUUUUUGACCUCCUUCUGGUUGUUUGGGACCAAAACUAAGCCGUCUGUCUUCAUAUACCAUUUGUUCAUUUUUUUUUUUUUUUUGAGCGCUUGUCUAAGUUUGGGUAAAAUCUGAACUUUAGAAGCGUUGCAUGUGUUACAUUGUGACUAUGAGAGAAUGUGAGUAAGAAACUGCUGCAUAAACUUGCCUGUAUUAGAAAACUCAGUAUCUGUUUUUUUGUGUUGAAACGCCACAUAAAAAACUGCCGGUGAGGUUUUAGUUUUGUUUUUUGUAAUGCUCUUUUCAUUUGUUUCAAUCUGUUUGUGAUAAAUUUGAUCUGUAUUAUUGGUCAGGUUUGGGAAUGAGAUGAUCAGUAUUUCUUUUAAAAUAAAAAAUAUAUAUGUAUAA